UGGUUACCAGAUCAACAAUUUUUCGAAAAACUGAGUGUCUCCGUGCCGCAACUCUGUGUCGUUUUAUCUUAGAGAUGGUAGUAUCCGUGGACACAAAACAUUGAAAGGAAUCAGGAGGGCAAACUCAAACUAUGCAAAAAUACCUGCUUGCUCUGCCGCAGAGCCACAGGCUCGCAAGAAUGGCACAAACUCAACACUGACUUACGGUCUUGGCAGCAUUAGCAGCUAUCUAAUCCUAGCACUCGUCGGGACCAAGAUACUUGAGCUUUGUAGCAGUUGCGAGAGAGCACUGAGGUCCUGCUGAGGUGCGACCACAUGACGCAGCGCUUUUUUUCUUUCCAUGCCAAUCAAGAUGAAGUUUACGUCUACCCUUUGCGCUUUUUUCUCGCGUGUCGUAUCCUAGUUUUGCUUCUCCGCAAGCUUGACAAUUUUGAAAAUGAUGAUGAAGCAGCUACGUUCUUCGUGCAGCGCGGAUCAUCCGCUUGCGCGCCGUGCCCAACUCAGGCUCCGCCUCCUUCUCCAGAGGCGAACUGUUUGCGCGUCACCCAAUAAAACGGCGUUGCUGUCUCCGGUCCUUGCAGCUUCACAACAAGGGCGAAUAACCUCGAUUUUUCUCAAUAAGACGCGCAAUUUCAGCGCCACAGGCAUGUCGGAGGCGGAGCUGCGCACCGCGCUCGCGUUGCUGGCGGGCUGGAAACCUGGGAGAAACUACUCCGACGCCGAGAACGACGCUUUCUGGCAGGCGAAACAGCUGGUGAAGAGCAUGGUGCACCCCGUGACGCAGGAGGUGAUGUUUUUGCCCGGCCGCAUGUCCGCGUUCGUGCCCGUAAACGCACCCACCGCGAUGGGGAUGCUGCUCCACGGGCCGACGGGUCCCGCGGCCGCCGCGUUCUGGCAGUUCAUGAACCAGAGGGGAAACGCCAUGACUAAUUACGUGAACCGGUCGGGCGCCACCGUGGGAACGUCCGCUUUGUUCAUGAGUUUCGCGUCCGCCUGCACGGUGUCCGUCACGGUCGCGCUCGGAAUGGGCAGACUCGUCGCGCGGAAUCCGGCGCUGAAAAGCCUGCAGGAAUUUUCCACCUUCAUCGAAAAACAGAGUUUCUCCGUGCCGCAACUCUGUGUCCUGAGCGACCUAGAAGUCCUAGAUGUCCAGACAGUCACGACUGAAAGCCCCGAAAGACCUAGGUACUUAACAUCGACCGACGGGCAUAUUACGGGCUACGCCACCUCACUACCACAGGCGCGUGCGCGCUUGAAGCUGCUCUGGUUGGUUUUGCUCUUGGUGGCGAAGAUUCCUCACAUCUCAGUGCCAUAGUAUGCGGCUGAUCCAGGUCCCAUUGUCGGAACGCCCAGGAAAGAGGGCUAAGGCAACUCGAAGGCGCGGGCCGUCAUGGCGCUGCUGGGGCGGUAGGAACGAGAAAAAAGGCACCGAGCCACCAAAAUCAAAAAUCAAUGGCAAAGCAGCUGUACGCAAGCUAAAGAACUUUUCCACGAACUGUGGCACGCAUCGCAGUUUUAUUUCUUUCUACAGCGCCGGCGCCGCAAACCUUAACCUGGUGCCAAUUUGCCAUUCCAAAACUUACGGCGCGGCGAGGUGCUUGUUUGCGCUACAGCUUGUAGGAUGUGGAGACGGACAAGCACAACUAAACCGCACAUACAGCGCAUUCUGUGUGCAAUUCAUUUUUUCGGAAUAGUCGAUACCA
Amoebophrya sp. A120 is the source of this 1703-nucleotide messenger RNA. NCBI's taxonomy places the organism in Eukaryota, Dinophyceae, Syndiniales, Amoebophryaceae. The record is from the annotation of a GenBank genome assembly.